AUGGCACGUCAUAAUCAUGUUAUCGCGUUUUUUAUGAUCACCCUGGAGAGCAUCUUCAAACCCAUCGAAAACAAUUACCAGAGAACAGCUUCAAACUUGCCAAAGAAAAUUACCAAAGCACAACUCAAAGCUCAUCAAAAAAGAUUACCAGAGAACAGCUCCAAACUCGCCAAAGGAAAUAACCAGAGAACAGCUCAAAGUCCGAUGAAGAAAAUUAUCAGAGAACAGCUUCAAAUCCAAAUAGCCCCAAACCAGGAAGAAAAUUACCAAAGAACAGCUCCAAACCCUGCGAAGAAAUUACCAGAGAAAGCUCCAAACCUGGCGAAAAAAUUACCAAAAAAUAGCUCAAAGUCCGGCAAAGAAAAUUAUCAGAGAACAGUUCCAAACCUGAGAACAGCUCCAAAUCCGGUGAAAAAAAUUACCAAAGAACAGCUCCAAAUCUG
Molecule: messenger RNA, 443 nt
Organism: Ambispora leptoticha
Lineage: Eukaryota; Fungi; Glomeromycota; Glomeromycetes; Archaeosporales; Ambisporaceae
Source: the annotation of a GenBank genome assembly